UUUACAGAUCUGUUUUUGUAGCAGGCCAACUACAAAAAGAAAGUAUAAAAAAAUCAAAAAAGAGAAAUUGCUUAUAUUUUUGGACUACGUAUACUAUACAAACUUACUGCACAUUUGUGAAGAAGCAAUGAAGCAUAUACUGAUAAAGCGGUAAAAGUUUGAAGCUGGAUUUUGUGUUCGAAAUGCUAAAACAAUUGGGCCGGAAACUAAGAUUGUAGCAAAAGAUUGCUACUUUUUAUUAUGCUUUCGUUAAAUUCUAUAGAUGCCUAUAGACAGAUUUGCACUAAUUUGUUUCUUAUAAUUUAUUCAUUGACACUGUUAUUUUUGCCAUGUUUGACUUUUAACGUCAAAAAUCAUGUUCUGAACAAACAGAACCAUGUUGGGGCACUUAUGACCAAUACCUGGUCUGUUAAAAUUAGUCACACAAACCAUAAGGACUUGGAAGAAGUGAAUAAAAAGGCUGAAGCCAUUGCAAAAUCUCUCGGAAUGAAAAAUUUAGGACAAGUUGGGGAAUUAGUUGGACAUUAUGUGUUUACUUCUCACGAUUAUAGCAACGCAGAUAAUGCACUUCAUGAUCACAGUGAAAUAGAAUGGCAUGCACAACAGGAGAUUUUACUACGAGAUAAACGAUUCCCAAUACCUACAAAAACUCGUAAUGAAAGAAGCACUGGACAGGCUACAUACCCUGACUUCAGGGAUCCACUGUAUAAAGACCAAUGGCAUCUACAUAAUAAGCAAGGCGGACAAGACUGUAAUGUGACUGGUGUAUGGGCAAAUAACAUUACAGGGAGGGGUGUUGUUGUUGCUGUUGUUGAUGAUGGUGUACAAUGGACACAUCCUGACUUAAAGGAUAACUACUGCCCAGAGGGGAGUUUUGAUUUAAACUCAGAUGAUGAUGACCCAAGUCCUGAACCAGAUAAAGACGACGAGAAUAAACAUGGGACGCGAUGUGCCGGGGAAAUUGCCGCAGUUGUUAAUGAUGUUUGUGGUGUCGGUAUCGCAUACCAAGCGAGGUUUAGUGGGAUUAGAAUAUUGGACGGACCAAUGACGGAUUCUAUUGAAGCAACUGCGUUUAAUAAGCAUAUGGAUGUAAAUGAUGUGUAUAGUUGUUCAUGGGGACCCGAAGAUGACGGAAAAACUGUGGAUGGGCCAAGAUCUUUGGCUCAAAUUGCAUUAAAACAUGGAGUUCUUGCGGGGAGGGAAGGCUUUGGGUCUAUCUUUGUUGUUGCAAGUGGUAAUGGCGCAAGUAAAGGCGAUAAUUGUAACUAUGAUGGUUAUGCUAACUCAAUAUAUACAAUAACAAUUGCAGCGGUGGAUGAGUUUGGUUAUACGCCAUCAUAUGCUGAAGAAUGUACUUCUAUGUUGGCUAGUACAGUUAGCAGUGGAAAUGGAAGAAGUAGGAGUAUAUGUACAACAGAUUGGACUAUGGGACAUAACUCAAAGGAUAGAUGCACUUAUGAACAUACUGGUACAUCGGCAGCCACACCUCUUGUAGCAGGCAUGGUGGCUUUAAUGCUUGAAGCAAGACCUUGUUUAAGCUGGCGGGACGUACAGCAUAUUUUCGCAAUGACCGCUAUUCCAUUGGAUAAGAACAAAAGCAAAUGGGAGAAAAAUUCUGCUGGUUAUACGCAUAGUAAUAACCAUGGGUUUGGGGUUCUUAGUUCAUGGAGAUUGGUAAAUGCUGCAAAAGUAUGGGAGCCAGUACCGUGGUUGACGUCAUUAAAGCCAACUUGUGAAGGUACUAACUUAGUUAUUCCCAUGGAUAGUUCAGCACCUUUGGUGGUUACUGCUACAAUAUUUAAAACAGAAAGCAAUGGACAUUUGUUGAGUACAUUGGAACAUAUUCUUAUCACGGUUACAAUAGACCAUCAUUCAAGAGGAAACUUGAGGUUUGUUUUUAUUUGCCCUAAUGGUACAAGGUCUAUGAUACCAACACGUCAAAAAGACACCUCAGAUGCUGGUUUAACAGACUGGACGUUCUCCACAGUAAAAUGUUGGGGCGAAAAACCGUUUGGGAAAUACCAACUUAAAAUUUUUGACACUAGCAAAACAAAGACGCUGAAAGUUAAAGCUGGCAAGUUACACAGCUGGAGCUUGACUUUAUAUGGGUCACAAAUGACACAUAGCGAAUUAAUGGACCGGCGUUCGUUAAUAACCCAAGCUAUGAGCGGUGAAUUUAUUUCUCCCGACUCAAAUUACACAGUUACGUGCCCACUUGGUCAACCUUUGAAUUUUGAUGUUACUGGCGCAAUUUCAGAAAGAACAAUUAAGCUCGUGGCAAUGCUUUCUUGCUUCUUUGUGUUCUGGGGGUUAUACUAUACAUUAGAGAUGGCAUUUUGCAACGCAGAGGAUAAAGAAAAGUCAGAAGAAAUUGUGGCAAAUGAAGAAACUAAUUAUAAUUCAACAGAAGUUACAGUAGCAUCUGAAAAUCCUGGGUUUGAAAACAAUGAAGAUAUUGCGAUGAUAGAAAUACCAAAAAGUGAUGAAACGUGACAACUAUGUUAGGCAUCAACCAAUAAUUAGUUAUCCACCGCUUGUAGCAAAUCUGGUUUAAAUUCACAAGCUUAUCCUAAUAAUGAAGCUUUUUAUCUAUUUUCCUACUGAAUACUUUCUUAUACAAUCUACCUAAAUCACUAGUUUUAUUAAGUACGUACUGCAAUUAAUUCUUAUUAUCAUAGUUUUAAUUAUGGCCAAUUAUAUAUAAAUCAUGUGUGUUUAAAUUUGCCAAAGUUUUUCUGAAUGGUAACAAAAAGCUUGGUACUAAAAUUGGUGUCAAUAUUUAAAUUCCUGUCAUUUUAGUUAUGUGCCUUUGACUUACAAUAGAUUCAUAAACAACUAUUACCUAUAGUAGUUCAUUUUCAUGGUGUUUAUUAUCCAUUUAGAACGGCAUUUUAUAUGUGCAAUAUACAGUCUAUAAUUUGCAAGUUGUUCUAUGUUUUGUGCAUGUUAAAAUGAAAGCAUCAAAUUCUAUUGCAGUUGCUUAACUGAUUUUUACUUGUUCUGUAAUUUUGUGAGUGAAACUUUUAUGGAGUGGGCACUUAUACAAGUUGUACUUCUAUAUGAAAAUGUUUACUUUGCCCCUAAGUUCGUGAAGCAAUAAAAGUCGCUGUUAAAAGGAU
This is a messenger RNA of Ciona intestinalis (vase tunicate), 3119 nucleotides long. RefSeq names its product proprotein convertase subtilisin/kexin type 7-like. Gene Ontology annotation, molecular function: serine-type endopeptidase activity. The record is from RefSeq and is a predicted model, not a curated record. Gene Ontology annotation, cellular component: trans-Golgi network; Golgi membrane. Gene Ontology annotation, biological process: protein processing. NCBI's taxonomy places the organism in Eukaryota, Metazoa, Chordata, Ascidiacea, Phlebobranchia, Cionidae.